Molecule: messenger RNA, 3534 nt
Organism: Trichoderma aggressivum f. europaeum
Lineage: Eukaryota; Fungi; Ascomycota; Sordariomycetes; Hypocreales; Hypocreaceae
Exons: 1
Coding region: 1-3534 (1177 amino acids)
Source: RefSeq, a predicted model, not a curated record
AUGCCAUCAGCUACCAUGUCGAACGUGCGGUUUCGGGCUCUGCCAUCUAAUUCUGGGCUUAAGAAUUUUGAGUCGACGACGGAGGUCUCCAACGUAGAGUUUUUGUCGCACCAGAAUCCACCACUGGCUGCUGGUGAAUAUGAAGCGAGCUUCGUCCAGAGUAUCGAGCCACCGAAUGGCUUCUCCGGGCCUGAAAAACCUUUCGAAUCGUCCCAGAAGUUCACCGUGCAAGGGCCGACUUUUAAGCUCGACCCGGUCACCGAUAUCGACAGUGUGUUCCCGGCUCCUGGGCAUAGCGAGCACGCCAACACCCUCCCUCACAUUGUAUUUUCCGAUCCCAUUCUCCCAUGGGAGAGGAAGCUCGGCAAUGGUUCCAAGACGGACGAGUUCAACUCGACACCAUGGCUGGCUUUAUUAGCUUUUACGGAAGAAGAAUUGAAACUUUCCGAUGCAGAGGUCAGCGCUUUGGAUUUCAAACCAGGGCCAAGAACUCCAACCCCGACUUUAUCCUUUGAUAUGACCGCAAAGGAGCUCAUGGACGUUGGCCAUAAAGGGUUUAAUUCGGCAUUGAACCUGACGGGCGAUCGUGGCCAUCUACCCAACGGUUCUCGGGACGUCGACCCAGUCAGUGCUAUUUUCCUGAAGCCUGAGCUCUUCAAGGCAUUAUUCUCAGAAUAUUCGGAUACAGCAUCCAUGCCAGGUUGGACCGGUAAACAAAGUGCGAAGCGCUACGCGUACUUUGCGCACAUUCAGCGUAUUCACGGGCAUCACAUGGCAUCCACCUCACCGGGAGAUGCUCACAAACGUGACCAUUCCAUAGUCUUCAGUCAUCGAGUGGGCGUCAUUGCGCCGACACAACCGACCAAUGUCAUCGUGCAUCUGGUAUCGCUGACAGACGUCGAAGAAAUCAACGUCGGUGCCAAUACCAAACGCGUUGGUUUGAUCUCGCUUCAUUCGUGGACCUGGAUGGCAAUACCAUCGGACCACGUUAAUUUUAUACACACUAUGACUGAGCUGAGCAAGGCCGAAUCCAUCCAACCGUUACGCAUGACUGAUCGGUUCCUCGCCUCUUUCGUAGACAUGAAAGCCACAGGCACAAACCCAAAGACGGACGCCACUCAACGUCUUGUGAACCGCCUCAUGGACGGCUACAUUAUCAAGAAGCAUACCUUGAACACUGCAAAGCAGCGAUCGAGCCUGCUUCGUGGUCCUCUAUGCCCACAGAUACCUUCGGUAUUCUGGGACCGGCCCUCAUCGCAGAACGGAAACGACUUGGAAGUCGAAGAUGAAAUCACGAAGCUGCCAGAUGUCUCAUAUAAAGUAGCGUGGCAGCUCGGUCGUUUGCUUGCCAUUGGCGAUACUGUCUUCGUCAAGAGCCUACUAUGGCUUCGCGGGAAGAUUCAUUCUGAAGCAGUCAGACUCACAAAAGAAGAUGUCGAUAAUAGCUAUACUGGAAUGGAGGACUAUUUGAAGAAGCUUCUGGAAGCUGUGCAGGGCAUAACUGAGGCGCAUGAUAAUCCCGCCGUUACUACAGAUGCGAAUGCAUUCUAUAGGUGGUAUGACGGAGCAGGAACUCCCGGAUAUGCCAAUAACGCUGCGCCGGUCGGAUUGACGCUUCCUAAGAUAUGCUGCUCUUCGCAAUAUGUUGACUACGUCCGGAAGGUGGCAACGGAACUCACAAGUACGCGAGAAAAAGCUCGUGAAACGAAUUCUACAAAGAUCUAUAAUGAGACCAACGACCCACUCAGCCACGAGUGGGCAAAGGUUCUCGAAUGGAUCUUGGACAUUCUCUUCACCGGGAAGAUUCCUUUGCACUAUCUUGUCCCUGAUCCCGAGAGCAUCCCGGCAGAGUCUAUCCGAACAUUCUUCGUGGACCAAACAUGGUUGGAAUGUGUGAUUGAUGGCGCCUUGAGCCUUGCAAAUCACCUCGAGCCCGAUGACGAUAACAUCAAAAAGGAGCUCAAGAGGAGAGUUAAUGCUUAUUUGGCAACUCCACUUGGCGAUGGUCCAGACGCCCCAUUGCCCAGGCUCCCGAGGUGGGGAUUCUUCCUGCGCAGUACUGCCAUAUCAGCCUUCCCGGACCUUAGAGUUGAAGUGCCGACCAAAGGAAAAUCUUCACAAUCAGAUAUCCUCCUCAUGCAACGGGUGGGAGAAGACGUCCUCAUGUUUCUGCUAGAUCGAAUUCCGGGCGAGGACGAGUUCUCUGACGUGAUUUUGUCUCGACCCGGACAUCAAAACGGGUUCACCUUGGGAGAUGGCGAAACUGAGCUUACUCAUGAAGAGUUGACCAUCAGCUUUAGGCGUCUACCCAACUUACCGGCUACCUAUGACUAUGAGAAAGAAGAAGGGGUGCACGUGAAGACGUGGUCCUCCGAUGGCAAGCAAGGAGGCAAACCUGUUUUUGACUGGAACUACCGAACAAUCAUCAUGCCCGAGUUUGCUCAGCAGUGCAUUGAUCUGGUUGGGGGCCCUUCCAAUGAUGGGAAGUACUUCUCGUGGGAUCCGUCCCAGCGUGGAGGCAUUCCAAGCUCCCUCAUCGCGACCCAACUUAGCAAGUCUGUUUUCAGGCUCAAGAUCGGCUCAGAUCCUGAUCAGGCUCUGAAGAGUCUGCUGUCGGACCCCUCUCGAAACCCUUGGAAGAUGGAAAAUGGAGCAAGGAGAAUAUACGUCGGCGAUGAAGUGGCUGCCGGUGGUGCUAGUAACAUGAAGGUCUCUGCUCUGGAGGAAGUCAAGAUUGAGGCUGUAACCCUUCCCGUGGCACCUCUCCCAUCCGCCCAUAGGCUACAGAUCCCAGCUCCUCUUCCAGCUGAUAACACUACACUCACCACUGAUCACAUGGACUUUGGCUCGUUCCCGGAUUACCCCGGCAUGACGGGUUACCGAUAUGGUACGGGAAGAAACGAGCACGACAUCCGGCCAAGAACCGCAGUCUAUCCCCUGCACCAUGAGGACGACAGAGACAACUGGACAAUAUCCAGCCAUGGUAUGCCCAUGGAUCUCGUCGUCCAAUGCGAAGGUCAUGCCAGAGACUCCUUCUGGAGCAAUUUCCCUGCUGAGUGGCACUUCCUUAUCCCCAUACGCUUGCAGUCAUACCCACCAGACAAGGACGACUCACUACGCGACGUCGGAGUACUUCUCCAAAUUCCAGGUGACAGGGACCAUCUCGAGCUUCCCACGAUAGAGCCCAUAUAUGCCGGUCCGAGGUGGAUCUACGAUAUGAGCGUGUGCUACGGUGGGAGGUGGAACGAAGAGGGAGAUCGUAACAAGUACGUCGCCGACAAAGCCAAACAUUGGGUGUCGUAUCUCUGGAUUCGUGCGCGGACGGCAGCACGCUGGACGAAAGACGACAAGCAUUACGAAAAACAGGGUUACAACUUGAGCUUCCUUCUAAAGGGGGUUCGCAUUGAUCCGAUCCCCCGCGGAAUGUACAAAGAAGUUGAGGUCAAUGUAGUAGGCCUCGAGGCUUUUGAGAUGGGCGAAAAUUGGGUACCUCAUACGUGCGUGGUCAGGAAAAUCAAGGUGUAUAACAAGUAA